Psilocybe cubensis is the source of this 1155-nucleotide messenger RNA. RefSeq lists its product as uncharacterized. The transcript is spliced from 7 exons. NCBI's taxonomy places the organism in Eukaryota, Fungi, Basidiomycota, Agaricomycetes, Agaricales, Agrocybaceae. Gene Ontology annotation, biological process: ubiquitin-dependent protein catabolic process. Gene Ontology annotation, molecular function: polyubiquitin modification-dependent protein binding. Bases 1 to 1155 code for a protein of 384 amino acids. The record is from RefSeq and is a predicted model, not a curated record. Gene Ontology annotation, cellular component: cytosol.
AUGUCUGAAGAACAAGCACCAGAAAUCCAAAUAAAUGUCAAAGGACCGAGUGAAUUGAAGCUGCAGAUAUCGAUAACGACUGAUAAAACUGUGUUGGAGCUCAAGCAAGCGAUUGCUGCGAAAUCGGAUGUCGAAGCGGACAGACAGAGGUUGAUCUAUUCAGGGCGUGUGUUAAAGGACGAAGACCUGCUAUCGGUAUACAAGAUUCAGUCAUCGCAUACCAUUCAUAUGGUGAAAGGUGUUUCGCGCUCCGGAGGAACACCAUCUUCGUCGUCUGGAGGCCCUGCACCCCAACAGCUGCCCACAAUGCAAACCGGCCAGAACGUACACGAUCCACUCACGCAGCUCAACGGACACAUGGGCUUUGGCGCGAUGGCUGGUCUGAACCCGUUCGGAGAGAUGGGUUUGAAUCCCAAUGACCCCAAUAUGAUGCAAUCUAUGCUGAAUUCCCCACAAUUCCUUCAACAAAUGUCCUCUAUGCUUUCAAAUCCUGCGGUCAUAGACCAAGUUAUCGCCUCAAGCCCGCAGCUUUCGGCGAUGGGGCCUCAGGUCCGGGCAGCAUUCCAAGACGAGGGAUUCAGACAAAUGCUAUCCAACCCGGAAUCAUUCCAACAGAUGCUCCGGAUGGCGUCUAUGUUCCAGGGCGCGGGGCUCGGUGGCGGGUUCGGGUCGCCCUUCGGUGCACCUCCGCCGUCGUUCCCAGCCCCAGGUAAUCCCAACGCUCCCACAAACUCGACCUCGAACCCAUCAUCAACGCCAACGACUCCCCCUUCCACAACGGCUCCCCCUGUGAAUCCAUUCAGCCUGUUUGGUGCUCCCGGCGCUGGCGCUGGUACAGGGACGGGUGCAGGGGCAGGUGCAGGUGCCAAUCCUUACGCGUUCAACCCUGCGAUGAUGCAGCAGAUGCAACAGAUGCUUGGACUGGGAUCGCCUUUUGGUCCAGGUGCAGGUGGACUAGGCGCGUACGGUUCCACCCCUGCUGCACCCGCUGAUACUAGACCGCCCGAGGAGCGAUUCCAAGUACAACUUCAGGCAAGUAAUCAACUACAGGAUAUGGGAUUCACCAACGCCCAGCAGAAUGUACGUGCACUGCUGGCUACUGGGGGGAAUGUGCAAAGCGCCAUAGACUAUAUCUUCAGUGGAGGUGGCAUUUAA